CGUCUUCAGCUGCAGAGCUGCUUGCUGGCUUCAUGCACCCGAGUGGUGGGUUGUGCAGGGUGGAGAAGCAGGGCACGUGCAUGGCUUGCACGUCUUCUUCUUCCACCGACGAAGGCUGUGCCUGUUCUUCAUGUGCCCAUCUUCUCCACCAUGCACAGCCAAUCUUAUUUCACCGCAAGCGCAAGAUGGAUGACUUCCAGGUCGACGUCGCAGUUGCGUCUAUUUGCUCGAAGAUUGACCAAAGAGCAAAGAGGUUCAUGAUUCGUAUGCAGGAUCCACAGCCUGCUCCUUCUCUGAUGCAUACGUUACAGGCGAGAAGAGAGAGAGAAAGAGAGGACAUGGGCUUUUUCUGUGAGUACAAAGAAGGAUAACGAGUACACUUUCGAUUCUCAUCAGUUUCUGUGAAUUCUGUGCAGGUUUAGAGGAAGAUGACUCCAUUUGCCUCAGAAUCUUCUGACAUGCUAAUUGCGAUUACUCUUCAAGAUAUUGAGUAUGAGGUGUGGCAGUAGGAAAUAGCAGUAUUUCUUGUAGAUCACAUACCAAUACUUCACAAUAGCAGGUUUAGAGGAAGAUGACUCCAUUUGCCUUCACUUGUCUGCCUUAUUAUAUGUGCCUUUCGGCCGAAGGCGCUACAAACUGUAACGGGAAGGAGGCGCACGCGAUAUCCUUCUCGAUAGGCAUUAUAACGUUUAUUGGGACGCAUAACGUAUCGUUUAUAACGGGUCAUCGGUUGCUACAGCGACGCUGCUGGGUUGGUAACGGUUUAUGCACGGGUUUAGACCCAUUCGCCUUAGAACCCUAAUCUCUCGGUGAACAGAAUGCCGGUUUACUAGAUUAGUUGCUCUCGCUGUUGCCAGUCUGUAGCUCUCGGUUGGGGUUCGCUUCCCCUUGCUUCGGUUCCGAUCAACGUGGCGUCCGAUCUCCCACCUUUCAUCAUCUGAUCCGAGAUCGUCAAAGAAACCUUCUUUGUUUCGGUAAGUCUUUGGAAAAAGAUCCGAUUUUUCUAAGAAUCGUAUAGCUUUUGGAGGAAGAUAAGUUUAUGGUUGCCUGCCAAAGGAAGAAUGUCGAAUUCUCUUCAAACGAUACACAUCUCUCACAUUUCUCCACCGGCCGAUCUCCCUCGGCUUUUUAAGUUGGAUAAAGGACGGAGAAUCUCAUUAGGAGCAGUAAUUCCAAAGAUUUCCUCAUGUCUGGUGACGGACCCACGGCAGGGGUCAGCUUCCGCGAAGCCGGUGACGAGGGAGAGCAAGGAAGUGAUGGAGACGGAAAGGAAUGUGCUCGUGGGAACCUAUGCUCGAGCUCCGGUGGUGAUCGAGAGUGGCAAGGGAUGCAAGCUCUACGAUGUGGACGGGAAGGAGUACCUGGACAUGACGGCCGGGAUUGCGGUGAACUCCCUCGGGCAUGGCGAUCCCGAUUGGGUGAAUGCUGUGGUCGAGCAGGCCAGCACUCUUACCCAUGUCAGUAACGUCUACUACUCAAUACCUCAGGUGACUCUUGGAAAGCGCCUUGUAGAGUGUUCAUUUGCAGACCGUGUUUUCUUUACAAACUCUGGAACAGAAGCAAAUGAAGCAGCUAUAAAGUUUGCUAGGAAGUUCCAAAGAUUUUCACAUGCUGAUGAGAAGCUUCUUGCUACUGAGUUUAUUGCUUUCACUAAUAGUUUUCAUGGGAGGACGAUGGGUGCUCUUGCCCUCACAAGUAAAGAACACUAUAGGUCACCCUUUGAACCUGUCAUGCCUGGGGUUACGUUCAUAGAAUAUGGGAAUAGUGAAGAAGCCAUAAAAGCAAUUCAACCUGGCAAAACUGCAGCAGUUUUUGUGGAACCUAUUCAGGGUGAAGGUGGAAUAUAUAGUGCCACAAAGGACUUCCUGCAGGCGCUUCGCACUGCCUGUGACAAUGCUGGUGCUCUUUUGGUAUAUGACGAGGUCCAGUGUGGGUUGGGCCGAACAGGUCAUCUCUGGGCCCAUGAGGCUUUUGGUGUGGCUCCUGAUAUGAUGACCCUUGCUAAACCCCUCGCCGGUGGUCUCCCAAUUGGUGUCGUCCUCACCACUGAAAGGGUUGCUGCGGCCAUAAGCUCUGGGGACCAUGGGAGCACAUUUGCUGGUGGACCUCUUGUUUGUCAUGCUGCCCUUGCAGUACUGGAUAAAAUUCAGAACUCCAUUUUCUUGGCCAGUGUAACCAGAAAAGGACUCUAUUUGAAAGAUCUACUCCUUAAUAAACUGGGAGGGAACCCACACGUGAAAGAAGUACGUGGAUUUGGGCUCAUCGUGGGAAUCGAGCUGGAUGUCCAAGCUUCUCCCCUUGUUAAUGCAUGUCGAGAUGCUGGCCUUUUGGUGCUGACGGCUGGAAAAGGGAAUGUCGUUAGGCUGGUACCUCCGCUAAUCAUAUCUGAGACGGAGCUGGAACAGGCCGCUGAAGUUCUGAGCGCAUGCUUGCCUGCUCUCGAUGCUCAUGCUUCUAGUUAAGGUACAAGCUUCAGUUUGUAUGGUAUGGUUCAUGUGAAGACAUGUUACCUGGACAUGGUGUGAACCGUUUGCACUCUAGGUUAUAAGAUUCGAAGUCGUCCUAAUCGGCACAAUGCGCCUUAACGGAAGGUAAACCAGCAACAUGUCUGCCGAUUUCGAUUCGCUGCUUUUUAACAGUGGAACAACCGAUAUUUUGCAACUGGUUUAGUUCACUAACAUGAAGGUUUAUAGUACGUGUUUGAGCUGAAAGAUAUUUAUAUAUAUGAGCAAUCAUGUUGCAAAAUUAUAGCUUCAAGAUCAUGUCUGCUGAGUUGGAAGGAUGGCUAAUGAGUUUGUGUGUAUGUAAAUGCCAUGUCUCACAGCAUAAAUAUGCACAAACGAUGUUAUUUCUCUGGUAUGUUGAUAAAUGUUGAAGUGUUUGACUUGAUUCCAA
Musa acuminata AAA Group (dessert banana) is the source of this 2895-nucleotide messenger RNA. RefSeq names its product acetylornithine aminotransferase, mitochondrial. The coding region runs from base 1062 to 2462 and encodes 466 amino acids. Gene Ontology annotation, molecular function: pyridoxal phosphate binding; identical protein binding; transaminase activity. The record is from RefSeq and is a predicted model, not a curated record. Gene Ontology annotation, biological process: arginine metabolic process. The transcript is spliced from 4 exons. NCBI's taxonomy places the organism in Eukaryota, Viridiplantae, Streptophyta, Magnoliopsida, Zingiberales, Musaceae. Gene Ontology annotation, cellular component: chloroplast stroma.